CAAUCCACAUCCUAUGUCAGUUGCCAAUAUACCUUAUAGCGUGAAACGUCAUAAAUAUUUCAAGUUAGAUUUUUCUCAGGAUAAUAUAUUUUGUCGUUAUAUUUUCCAAGUAAAUUACUCUUGUUUUAUUAUAGAGUUAAUGUGGUUAACAUACUGGUCGUAAAUGGUGAAGUUAGUGACUAUACAGUUUAUUUUUAAUUUUACGUGUUACUAAAAUUAAAAUAACAAAUGUCAAAAGUAUACAAAGAAAGGUGAAAGAGCAUUAAAUUUAUUAGUCUCUACGUAGAGCCUUAUAAGUAACGAUGAGAAUAAUAACAAGUGGACGAAAAAAAGACAACAUAGUGUAAAAAAAGAAAAAACUCGUUUCCUGUGGUAUUAUCAAAAUGAUUUUUUCAAAAGCAGCGAUUUCACUAGUAUGUGUCCUUUUGUUGUUAUCCAUAUUUAUGGCAAAUUUAUUGAACAGUAUAGCUACAGAUCACAAUUUUUACAAUGAGAACAAAUACGAGGGUGAAAAUUUCACAAACUACUUAGGUAAAAAAUAUGGCCAUAUCACAGAUUCACCAAAUAAUCUCGUGUGGUUCCUCCAGAUCUCAGACAUACACAUAAGUAUUUUUCGGGAUCCCGGUAGAAUAUCACAGUUUCAGCAAUUUUGUGACAAUACAGUCAAACAAAUAAAACCCCUGCUUGUUUUGGCUACGGGUGACCUUACGGAUGCUAAAGCCAAAGACAAUUUAGGUAGCUCCCAAGUGAAAACUGAAUGGGUUUAUUAUCAUAAUAUAAUAAAGGAGUCAGGAGUAACAGAACAAACAACUUGGUUAGAUAUAAGAGGAAAUCAUGAUAAUUUUAAUAUUCGAACAAUAAAUUCUCAAGAGAAUUAUUUUAGAAAUUAUUCAGUUCAAGGAACAAAAAAUGCUAAAUCUUAUGUUCAUUUUAUGAAUGAAAAUGGUGUUAGUGUGGCCUUUCUGGGCAUUGAUGCUUGUCCUGAUCCUGGAUUGAGAAGACCCUUUAAUUUUAUUGGUAUAUUAGACAGUCAAGAGCAACAAUACAUUCAAAAAUUAAAAUCAGAAGCCGAAAGUGAAGCUGAUCAUAUAGUUUGGUUCGGGCACUAUCCUACCUCAUGUAUUCUGUCAUUAGAGUGGGAGUCACAGAGACUAAAUGUGAGACAGUUAAUUGGAAGCACCAGUGGUUCACAUGUCUAUGUGUGUGGGCAUUUACACUCAAUGGGAGGACUUGUUCCAAGAAUGUAUACAAAACAUAAAAAAGGAUACCUGGAGCUUGAAUUAGGAGAUUGGAAAGAUAACAGAAUGUAUAGGUUGGCAGCUAUUGACCAUGGCAUGUUUUCCUUUGUUGAUCAAAAGCAUAAUUCAUGGCCAGUAGUUCUUGUGACAAAUCCUAAACAUGCUAAGUACACUAUGCCAGGAAGAGAACCGUUGCAUUUGAUACCUGACUCAACUCAUAUAAGAAUUUUAGCAUUCAGUGAUGUUAAUAUGGAAUAUGUCAAAAUAUCCUUUGAUAAAAUAAGUUGGCUGGAGUGUAAAUUGGUUAAAGGACCACUGUAUGCUUGUGAUUGGCUGCCACAUUUAUUUUUGACUGGCCUUCAUAACCUAUAUGUAAAGGCUGUGGAUGAAAUAGGAAAGGAAACUAAUGUUGUUCAUCCAUUUACACUAGAUGGGACUGUAUUAAAAUUUGAAGUGACCCCUAGAAUUUUACUAAUGUUAGAUGCCGGUUCAGUGUUUCAGGUAGUAUUUGGGACACUUUUAAUAGUAAACGUUAUCCCAUUAGUUAUAUUACGAUUGCAAAAAUCACCACCAAAGUACCGUAGAAGGUGCGGUCGACAAAUUUUACGAAGAGUAUGGUUAUUAAGUAAAAUUGACAGAGUAUUUUAUCCAAUAGUUUUAUAUGCAAUUUAUUUACCCUUUGGACCAUGGGCGAUUGGAGAGCUUAUUGAUGGAUACAUAGGUGCUAUAUUCGCAUGGGGAAUUGUGAUAAAAGGGGCAUUUUUACCAGAGCCAUUUACUUACAUGUAUGGCAGUGUGCAGUUGAUGUUUGUGCAAAUACCGCUAAUAUUUGUUUUGGCACAUUGCCUUGAAACUCGAUUGAUGAAUCAAAACCUUCAAGGCUUGAGAAGAAUUAUCAAGAAUUUGCCCUUUAUUUUUCUGCUCACAAUACAAUCUUUGCUUGCAUAUUUCUUUUGGUUAGAAUAUGGCACAAUAUCCUUCCUUCUCAGUCCAUUAAGGACAUGGAGUGUCGGUCUAAGCACAUUACUUUGGUAUAAAACUUUAUCUUUACCACCGGAUUAUUGCAGGCGUCUGCAGAAGCUAAAUGAGUUACCUUCAUAAAUAUACAAUUGUUUAUUUGCAUGGAGUUGUAAAACUAAGCAUUUUCAUAGCAAAUACAAGGCUGUACAUUAUAGUCACUUAUUAAGUUUAUAUAUGUAUGUGUUUGUUAAUUUGCACCAAAGAGUUAAUAUAAUGUGUAUUUAAAAUACAAAUAACCAUUCCAAACUGCUGAUAUUACGUAAUGCAAAGAAUGUAUUAAAAUUUAUUGUGAUAUAAUAUUUUAUGUGCAUAGUUAUGUAUGGACUACGUAAAGACAAAAUCGAUUAGUUAUUAGUGUUUAUGUCAAAAAGUACUACAAUUAUGUGAUUUAGGAAUUUAGUCCUUUGAAAACAUAAUAAGAAGUAAAUAGAGAAAAUUACGUAUAUAUUUGUAUACGAUGUACUUACGAAGUAAAGAAAAAAUAUAGAAAUAUUUUGGCAGAAAUAAAUCUCUUAAUCUAUUUAAACUAACACCUUAUUUAAAAAAUAGUUCCUAGUAUAAGUAUAUAAAUUGAAACGAGUCAUUGAGAAGGCUCUUAGCUAAAUUAUACAUUUGUAAUUUAUGACGUAUAAAUACUCUUUCACUACUUACAUGUUUAAGUAAAUGUUGACUGAUUUUCAGUUUCUUUGUGCAUUAUACCCAUGGAAGUAAGUAUUUAGUAUACUUUAUUUAUUUUGACAUACAAGCUAAAUAUUCCUUCAUCAGUAUUUUGAUUUUUAAAAAUGUAGGUUCAUGUUAAUAAAUGUAAAUUGUUAGAUAAAAUAUUUUAAUGUUAUCAAUUUUGUUGUACAUAAAUGUGACUUUUGUUUAACUAGUGCAAAUAAAUGUAUAUUGUGAAUA
Zerene cesonia (dogface butterfly) is the source of this 3158-nucleotide messenger RNA. Its product is annotated as transmembrane protein 62-like. Gene Ontology annotation, molecular function: hydrolase activity. The record is from RefSeq and is a predicted model, not a curated record. The coding region runs from base 384 to 2339 and encodes 651 amino acids. Lineage: Eukaryota; Metazoa; Arthropoda; Insecta; Lepidoptera; Pieridae. The transcript has 5 exons.